This is a messenger RNA of Diabrotica virgifera virgifera (western corn rootworm), 10715 nucleotides long. Its product is annotated as protein lin-54 homolog. Lineage: Eukaryota; Metazoa; Arthropoda; Insecta; Coleoptera; Chrysomelidae. The transcript is spliced from 9 exons. Gene Ontology annotation, biological process: regulation of DNA-templated transcription. The coding region runs from base 92 to 2308 and encodes 738 amino acids. Gene Ontology annotation, cellular component: nucleus. The record is from RefSeq and is a predicted model, not a curated record.
GCGCUUUAAGGUCACGUGACAUGUCAAAUUUAACUAUGGUGUUUUGAAAUAGUUCAGUGUUUAAAGAAAAUUAAUAAAUUUUGUAUAAAAUAUGUCUUUUUCGGAAAAAGGGAAUGGAGAAGAUUCUGAAAGUAUGGAAGCAAUGAAUAUUGAAAAUUCCCAACUUGAAAAUAGUUUGUCAAGCUUGAGUAGUAAUGAUAUGCACCAUUUAAAUGAAUUUUCACAAGAACUUAUCCUAAACCCUGAUAUGGAAACAGAAGAAAUGGUUGUAGAAAAUCAGGAAGAAAUAGAACACGAAGAAGAAGUUGAAACGGAAGAAGUAGCAACUGAAGAUUUGGAAGUAAUCAUAGAUCAGUCCAAUAAAGUAGACGAACAUUUCUCGGAUCUAAAAAUUAGUAAACUUAACAUGGCAGUACCUCCUUUAAGGCCAUUAACUAUUGCGCCAAAACCUACAAAAGUGCCCCUUACUACUGUCAAAGCGGUUGGUGGUCAGCUUGGUGGGCAACCUUUACUGUUUUUACAAGGUGUACAAGGUGCUGGAUCAGGUCAAACAAUAAAAUUAGUAGCUUCGCAGGGCCAGGAAAUCUUUACGAAUAUCAUAUCCAGGCCGUUGACAAUCAAACCUUCUUUCAAAACGAUAUCAACUCAAGGCAGUAACAUUUCUCUAGUUCAACAAAAGCCUGUACUGAUGAAGAAAGUCGUCGCGGCCAAUUCAAAAACUGUUACAAAAACUGUAAAUAGUAUUUCAAAGCCAACGCAACAUUUUAUGGUCGUGCAAAAGUCUGAUCAACAGCAACUCAAAUUAAUACAGGCUCAAGGAAACGUAUUGGGUGUUCCGGCCCCAACAAAAACCAUCACUUUACAACAAGCACAGGAGAUGGGAUUGAUAACGAGCACUAAAAUAGCCCAGCCUGGACAUUCUACUGGAAAGCAGUCGGUUUUGUUAGCAAAGAAUCCACAGAAAUCGAUAAAAUUGAUACCACAGAGCAAUGCUCCCCAAAUAUUGACUACAACGGAACUACAAAACAUACCUACAAAAACGGUAACUUUAAAUCAAGUGAAAGCUCCAACGAAAAUAUUACCGGCGGUUUCGAACUCUAUAAAUAAAGGCACACAAAGGCUCAUCUUCAAAACGGCUGCUGGUAGUCCGACCAUUUUGCCACAAGGACAAAUUCUGCAGGUUUCUGCUGCACAGGCCAUGAAUUCUGGACAGGUGCAUCAAAUUAAUAUACCUGGUAAAGGGAUGCAAUACAUAAAAUUUGUAACCAGCACGGCCGAUGCGAACACAACAACUGCCGGUAAUGUUGUAAAAUCUUCGCCCAUUAUGACACCAACAAAUAUCGUUUUAUCUGAAGUAAAACCAAUCUCAACACUAAAUAGGAUCGUACCGAAAAUCCACCCCAAAGACAAAGUCCCCAUAUCGCCCAACAGCAAAACUUUGACGAGCACACCUCUGAUGGUGAUGCCCGUGCAGAUUCCCACCACGCAAUCUAUUCAGUUCCAAUCAAAAUUUACCAAAGUAUCCAUAGCUCCUCCAGCUUCUCCACAACAGAAACCUGCAGGAUCUACCAAAUCCUCGACUGGAUCAAAUGAAAAUACCUCUCCUCAAUCUAAAGAGGAGCUGGAUGCCAAUGGCAUGAGACCUAGGAAGCCGUGUAACUGUAACAAGUCUCAGUGUUUGAAACUUUAUUGUGAUUGCUUCGCUAACGGAGAAUUCUGUUAUAUGUGCAAUUGUAUGAAUUGUUUUAAUAAUUUAGAAAACGAAGAUCAUCGAAAUAGAGCUAUCAAAGCAUGCCUGGAACGAAAUCCCAACGCUUUCAGACCAAAAAUUGGCAAAGCGAAGGAUGUAGUAGGAGAUACUGCCAUACGGAAACAUACCAAGGGUUGCAAUUGUAAGAGAUCUGGAUGUCUUAAAAAUUACUGCGAAUGUUAUGAGGCCAAGAUUGCAUGUUCCAAUAAUUGCAAGUGUUUUGGCUGUCGGAAUAUAGAAGAAACCAUAGAUAAGAAGAGUGUAAGGCAUUUAAGCGAAAAAGCGACCAACACGCCCGCCUGUCCCGCACCCCUCGAUUCAAACGGCAAAAACUUGGGACCUUUCCGACAAAGGCGGAGUUCCAGUUCGAGGAAGCAAACCAUAAAUUUUAUAACAGACGACGUCAUAGAAGCUACGUGUCAGUGUCUACUAACAAUUUCCGACAACGCAGAUGAAUCUAUUCAAGACGAAGAAGUAACGAAACGUCUGAUCAUAGAAGAGUUUGGUAGAUGCCUAACGGAGAUAAUAGACUGCUCGUCAAACCGUAGUCUAAGUUAGUUCUUAAUGUAAAUUAGUGAAUUUAAAUCCAAAAUUGUCACUCAAAGAGUGCCAGUCUUCUGAUCACGAAAGUGUAAGUGUCCAGCACAGUUAGGGCUUGAAUCGUCAGAUAUUUGUUUUGAAAGUAAUUAAGAAUGAAAGAAAAAACUGAUAAACUCUUGAUUUUCUCUUGAAUUUAGUUUAAUAGACUGGAAUAUUUAUCAAUAAUGUUUAAAAUUAAUUUCAAGUGCUUAUAUCUCCCGUGUUACUGAAAUAUUUUAAGGUUAAAUUCGGCAAAAAAUUAUCUUAUUUAACACAAAUAUAUACUUAAAUUUUUAAAUCGAGAUAGGUUCUAAAAUUUGUUAAAACAGGUCUUUACAUAUAGAGUGUCAAACUCCGUAGAGUACUAAAGUGAAGCAUGCGUGAACUAAAGACUACACAAAAGCGUAAACUGGUAAAAACAAGGGUCUUGUUGUUUGUUGCAAAACUGCGUCUGGUGAAUCAGUUCUUUAAAGUUUGCUAACACGAAAUAGUCACAUGAGGCUAAAUCUGGUAUAUACGAGAGUAUAGCGAUUGUUUCUUUAUUCCUGUAUUUUUCCAUCAAUUGCCUUAUAAUGAAAAGUGCAUCUGUUGUUGAUCUGCCCUGCAUAAAGCCAAAUUGCCAAAUUGAUUAUCGGGUAUUUCGGUUUCUUCACGUAUCCGUCUAUCAAUUACUCUCUCCCAUAUUUUCAUGGCGUUUUAUAGCUAGUUUGUACAUUGUUGUAUAUCUCCCUUGUUUUUGUAAACAGGUACUAAUAUACUGCUUCUCCAUUCGUCUGGCAUUUGUCCAUAUAUUGUUGUAAAAAUACAACAUAUAUACAUGUAUGUACAUAAUAUAUUGUUGGUAAAAACACCAAUAAUAUUAUGUGGAUCACACUACAAAAGAAGUCAGACCACACUAACCAUUGCUUCUGAGUUGCAGAAAACAGAGAAAGAUGAAAACAAAUCACCAAUCACCCACAUAACAAUUUCAUGUUCUUAGUAGAUUCAUAGAACAUACUUUUCCGAAAAAGUAUAUGCUGAGAAUAUGCGUAAUUACCAUUACGAAUUUGCAGAUCAGAUGCUGAGUUUACACUACAUUACAGUACUUAAACGCUCUAUUUAGAUAUUUAGAAUGUACUACCGCACUUCUUUUCAGUAUAUACCAAGAAUAUACUUUUUAGAAUAUUCCAAGGAAGUGCUAUAAACCUUCUAUUUAUAUACUUACAAUAUACUACUGCACAUCUAUUUAGUAUGUGGGAAGAAUAUACUUUUAAGAUUAUUCCAAGCAAAUGAUAUAUUGCUCAGAAGUAUGUUUUCAACAUCACCUAAUCUCAUCCUAGGUUCUACCAACUAUCACAUUUCAAAUGAAUACGAGAUUAAAAAUGCAUACUUGUAUUUAAUAUUUUCCAAAGAAAACUAGAUUUCUGAAAAUAAUUAAAUAACGCCUCCUUGCUUGCAUAAUGCUUAUUAGGCUAUUUCGAAAAUAAGACGCUUACAUUAACGAAAAGAUCUUUUUCCAACAAGACCCAGUUUACAAAAUUCGAUUUAGCAAAACCGGACUUACAGCCAAACUAUUUCUUUUUGAGAAAAUUAAGAAAGAUAACAAAAAUGUAAUACAAAAACCGAAAAUUACCAGCUAAAAAAAUGUUUAUACAAAGUGAUCAAAACUUUUUUCUGUAAAACUUACCUAAAAAAUACAUUUAAUAAUAAGCUUCAACAAUAAUAAAUGUUCAGUAAAAAAUUUUUUAUUAGCUCUUAUGUCUGCGUAACUUGGAACCUAUUGAUAACUUUUUUAUUAUCAGUUCUACGAAAAAAAGUUAUGCUUUAUAAAAUACUCUGCAUCGUAUAUAAUCUAAGAUGCAAUCACCAAAUAUCAACUUUAAUUAAUUUUAUACGAGGUAUGUAAAAAAAUAUGAAUUUCACUCAAGUACCUUUACGUUUCACAAUAUCGAAAAGUGUUAUUAAGAAAAGUUGCUUGGAAUUAAAAAAUUUGUUUUAUUGUUCAAUUACAUCCUUCUAAUUAAAAUAUUAUGAAUAAUAAAGGCACUUAACUCUUAAGAAAAAUUCAUAUUUUUUACAUACUUCGUAAAAAAAUUAAAAAAGUUUGCUAUCUGAUGGUUGUAUCUUAGAUUUUAGACCAGGGAAAACAUUUUAUGAAAAAUAACUUUUUUUCGUAAAAGUGAUAAUAAAAUAGUUAUCAUAAUUGUAAUAAAAUGAUGAUGAGUAAGGGUCAAUCCAUGCCAAUUGGUCCAAUAUAAAUUAAGUUGGUUGCUCGACUAUUUUUAAUAUUUUUUAUUUUUCUACCUUUUAAACUUCAGUCUAUAGAGACUACAGAAUUCCAUUUAUUUUAUUUUUAAAAAAUUUAGUUUGCCGAUGAUGGUCAUUUUUGUUAAAGCGUAUCGAUCAUUUUCACGGAAAACAUGGCUUCGCUGUUUAGCCAAUAUUUUCACUGAGGUUUGUCCUAGAACAAUAAAUCAAAAACCAAACUUUUUAGAAAAGUAUGCUCUAAAAAACGGCCUAUAGCAUUAUUUAAUUUCAAACUACCCUUAAGGCCUUAAAUGAACCUCAAAGUUUGAAAAGGUAAACUGAUAAAAUUCCAUUUUCAGCAUUUUUUUAACAGCAUAAGGCAAGCCGAUCAUGGUUUGUAAUUUUUUUCUGCAAAAGACAUACAUACAUACUUUAAAUAAAAAAAGUUUGAGCUUUGAGACUUGAGUAAUUUUUUUCAAAAACAAUCUCAAAAAUGUAAUUUUUUGAAAAAUCUCAAAGUUUGACCCCUUAUAUCUCUGAUGGGCACGGAUGAAAAAAUUUGAAAUUCGGCUGAAUCUUAGCCCCUAGCAAGUAGAAUAAGGAGUAAAAAUUUGGAGUUGCAGACUUGCCUCAUAUAGGAGUUACAGGCCUGAAAAAUGGUCAAAAAUCAAAAUGGUCAAAAUUUGAGCGUUUGUGGGCAGGGUAAUUAAAAUUCAGAUAUCCUGUCUAAUGAAAUAAAAAUUAAUGUAUUUUCACCAGAUUUCACAAUGAAUACAAAUUUAUACAGGGUGGGCCAAAGAAAAGAUUUCACCUUGAUAUUUGGCAGUUAUUAGAUUUUAAGGGAAUGUCGAAACAGGUAGAUUUUUAUUUUUAAAUUACAAUUUUUUUAUAUAUAUUUCAUACGUCUCGCAUGACGUGUCAUCGUCAGUGACGUCAUCCAUCUGGGCGUGAUGACGUAAUCGAUCAUUUUUUUAAUGGGAAUAGGGGCGUAUGUUAUCUCAUUUGAAAGAGUGUUCAAUUCUCUGUUCAGUAGUAUUAACAAUAAUAUAAUUAUUUAUACAGGGUGGGCAAAAAAUAAUUUUUGAAUUAAAUUAAUUGACACAAAAAGAAGAAUGUAUGUAAUUUAUUUAACUCAAAAUACAUUUUAUUGCUGUCAUAAAAUAGAAAAAAAAUAUUAUUUGGCAAAUAAACAUUGCUUUUCGCUUAAAUUAAAUGUUCAAACUGUCAAGAGGUAGGUGGGAGGCUGUUUGUGAUUUAAUUUAAGCGAAAAAUAAAAAGUUUAUUUGUGAAAUAAACAUUUUUUCUAUUUUCUGACAGCAGUAAAAUAUAUUUUUAGUUGCCACAAGACCCCUAUUCCCAUUUAAAAAAAUCAUCGAUUACGUCAUCACGCUCUGAUGGAUGACAUCACGUAGUAUGAAAUAUAUCCCAAAAAGUUGCAAUAUAAUAAAAAUAAAAAUGGACCUAUUUCGGCAUUUUCUUAAAAUCUAAUAGGUAACUAUUGCCAAAUAUCGAGGUGGGCUCUUUUCUUUGGUCCACCCUGUAUAAAUUUGUAUUCAUUGUGAAAUCUGGUGAAAAUACAUUAAUUUUUAUUUCAUUAGACAGUUUAUUUGAAUUUUAAUUACCCUGCCCGCAAACGCUCAAAUUUUGACCAUUUUGAUUUUUGACCAUUUUUUCAGGCCUGUAACUCCUAUAUGACGUAAGUCUGCAACUCCAAAUUUUUACUCCUUAUUCUACUUGCUAGGGGCUAACAUUCAGCCAAAUUUCAAAUUUUUUGCCCAUCAGGGAUAUAAGGGGUCAAACUUUGAGAUUUUUCAAAAAAUUACAUUUUUGAGAUUUAUUUUGAAAAAAUUUACUCAAGUCUCAAAGCUCAAACUUUUUUUAUUUAAAGUAUGUACGUAUGUCUUUUUCAGAAAAAAAUUACAAACCAUUAUCGGCUUGCCUUAUGCUGUUAAAAAAAUGCUAAAAAAUGGAAUUUUAUCACUUUACCUAUUUAAAUUUUGAGGUUCGUUUAAGACCUUAAGGGUAGUUUGAAAUUAAAUAAUGCUACAGGCAAUUUUUUUGGAGUAUACUUUUCUAAAAAGUUUGGUUUUUGAUAUAUGGUUCUAGGACAAACCUCAGUAAAAAUACUGGCUAAAGAGUGAAGCCAUGUUUUCCGUGAAAAUGAUCGACACGCUUUAAGAAAAAUGGCCGUUAUCGGCAAACUAAAUUUUUUUAAAAUAAAAUGAAUGCAAUUUUGUACUCUCUAUAGGCUGAAGUUUAAAAGGUAAAAAAAUAAAAAAUAUUACAAAUAGUCAAGCAACCACCUUUGGACCACUUGGCUUGGAUUGACCCGUAACUGUAAUUUGAGAAAAAAUUGAAUUUUUUUUUCAAUUAGAAUGAUGUAAUUGUAUAUUUAAACAUAGUUUUUAAUUUCAAACAACUUUUCAUAAUAUCAUUUUUUGAUAUUCUGGAAUAUUACUCUUUAACGUAAGGUAUUUUACUCUUUAACGUAAUUCAUAUUUUUAACAUAACUCGUAUAAAAUUGAUAAAAUAUUGCUAUCUGAUGGUUAAGUUUUAGAUUUUUGACUAUCCAGAGCAUUUUAUGAAGAAUAACUUUUUUCGUAAAAUUGAUAAUAAAAAAGUUUUCCAUGUGGUUCCUAGCUACGCAUACAUACUGUAUAAGAGCUUCUGUAUAAGAAUUUUCAAUUUGCAAUGCCAUAUUCGGAUUCAGCAUAAUCAAAAACAAAAUAGAAACAUAUUUGAUCAAAGUAAAAUGAUGAAUUUAACGAUAUGUUUAAAAUUAUUAAUGCAAAACAAUUGUUAUUGUUUAAACAAUUAAUAAACAAUUAGCGGCCAAAUCUGCGAGUAGAACUUUUUACUUUAACAAGUACAUAAACUAACAAAAAAAAAAAGAAUGUGUGUACUUUGUACGCACGUAAGAAGUUAUACUUCUAUUAUAUGAUUUCAACGAAAUCAAUAUACUUUAAACAGUUUCUCUACUACUUUCCAAAAAUUUUUAUUAAAACAAUACCAAAAAUUAAAAAAAUAAAAGAAUAAAACACACACAAACACAUUGAAAAAUGCCACAAAUAAUUUCUGAACAAUAAUUGUUGCCAAAAACUUUAAUUUAAUACGUAUUUUCUGAAAAAAAUUAUAUAAUAAUAUACUUACAAUCAUAAAAUCUAUAAAAAAAUAAAAAAAUGAUAUAAAUUGCAUUGGGCUUGAACCUACUUCCCGUGUAUCCCGCCGUACGAGAGUCGAAGCGAUUUCAAACUGCACCACCUUCGCGUAUACGUCAUGUGGGAAUAUACACAAACUGAACAACUUUUUGACAUUUUGUUUAUAUGAAUUUUUAUUAGUUUGAUUUUUGUCGAAUUAAAAUACAACAAUAUAUAGAGUAAGAAAACGGUACAUUAGAUGGAAAUUUGUAGAAAGUUUGUUCGUAAUCAGAUUAUGUAAAUUAAAGCAUUGCCUACUAGGGGUAUAGCAUAGCAAGUACUAGGUAAGUACAUUAUUUUUUUUACAUUUUCCAAAUAGGUAUGAAGAUAAUUUUUUAUUGGAAUACAACUGAAACAUUUAGAAUUACGUACCUGUGGCUUUUCAAAACUAUUUAAAAAGUCACUAUAAUUAUAAAUUUGAUUUUAUUUCUGUCCUCACAACAAUAAAAACUAAUAUAUUAUACAACAUUUUUGUUUACCGAUAACCUCCAUAUUGAACAAUUAUUGACAGAUCAUUUCAACACCCAAUCAGAACCCGUAUAAAGACUAAUACCAAACUGUCGGUGUGCGCAUGCGCGCAGAUCAAUAUAAAUUCACCCUCAAUCUCGAUCGCGCCUAAAGAAGUAUAACUUCAAAAAGAUUGUCAAACUUAAUAAAAAAUUUUGGGUGGCGGAAUUUUGUGCUGGUGAGUGUAUAUAUACAUUUAGCCAUAUCUUCAUAUUUUUAAAUAUGAUUUUUUGCAUCUGGUUUUGGUAACACUUUAGAAAAAGUCACGCGUCCCCACUAACACCCAGUAUCUCGGAACCGAAGCAUUUGCAGACAUAUUUUUAUAAAGCAAACUGUCAUUAAAAUUUGUCAUACUUAUUUAGAAACACCCUGAUUAAUAUUAAGUUUAAUCUAUAAAUAUUAAGAGUGCCUCUACACAGGUAUAAUGAGAAUAAGUUAAGCACAUAGUGGAGUCCCUUUUCUGUAAUCAAAUCUGAAUCAUCUUUACUUUUAGUUUAUUUUAUAAAGGUUUGCAUUAAUUUGCAAUAAUAAACAACUAAAAUUUUGAUAGCAUCAUACAACUAGAUAGUUAAAGUAAGUAGACACAUACACAAAAAUAUGUACAUUUUCUUUACAAAAUUAAGACUGAUACGUUUUAGUAAAAAUUAGACCUUUCUCGAACUGUAUAUCUAAUUGUAUACAUGCUAAGGUUAGCUUUUAAUUAUUUCAUGUUUUAGUUUGUACAUUAGCAUUGGUUCAAAUCUGUAGAUACAUUUUUACCACGUUUUUAUAUACUUCGCUUGUUCUUUGUCUCCUUGUCCGGGAAAAAUCUUGUAAUCGAUUUUAAACAUAUUUCCCGACUAGCUAGAGAUCUAAAAUUUUUAGAAUAGCUCAGAACUCGAUGACAAUGCAAUAUUCCACAGCUUUUACAUGGAUGCAUUGAGUUUUAUUUUGAAUUUUAAGCCAUUUUAAAUGCAAUUCAAUUGCAUUAAUAAUGCAAUGACAUUUAGAUUCCGUUGUAAAGUACGUUAGUCAACAGGGGAUAUAGCUCAGUGGUAGAGCAUUCGACUGCAGAUCGAGAGGUCCCGGUUCAAGCCCGGGUGUCUCUAUUUUUUAUUUUUUUGUUAGUUUACUUGAAUUAGCAUAUUAAUAUUUCAUAUUUUAUUAAGUUAAUAUAAUAUUGUUACUCAGGUUUAAAAUCAAUUUAUUGAACAGGAACUCGUUUACAAUAACUUUACAACACAAUGACAACUGUAUACUUCAAAAUCUGAAAUAAAACUAUUCCUAAAAUGUCACACACAUACAGUCCGUCUAAUUUACUUACCGUUGCACGUCAUUAUUUACGUUAGAGAUCUAAGUUGACAUUGUUGCCCAAUUACAAAAAAUUCUUGAAUUCAUUUUAAAUCAAAUACAUCACAUAAUUUUUGCGGAAGUGGAUUAUACAGCAAAACAAAUUAAUAUUCAAUGUAAAUGAAUAAAAACCUUAGAAAUAGAAAACAAGAAUUAAGUUAUAAUCUUACGUUAAAGUACAUAGUAAAAACAGUAAAUAUAAUGAAACAAAUACUUAUAGUAAAGAAUGUAAACAAAUAUGAAGUGUCAUCACCGCAACUGUCAAAUAAAUGUUACCAAUUUAUGCCAAAAUAUCACCUUCGUUCGAUUAUAGUUACAUUGUAUUCCGAACAAAUGUGCUUCAUAAAAACGCUUUAUAAUCCAUUUAAGAAAUGAAAAAUAUUAUUGUGUAUUUCUUUAAGAUAGCAUUAAUAGAAAGCUUUAAAUAUUAUUUCUACGCGUAUAUAAUAAAAUAUGCCUAGUGGCUGUAACGCCAAUGUACUCGGCAAAGAGAUUCUAAAAAAGAACACACCUACCGCCUAAAUAUUUUGAGUUGGUAUCAUGUGACGUCUCGGGCUAUGACGCGGAUGACGUGUAACGGUAAGUAAAUUAGAUGGAGUAUAUGUUUAUAUAGAUUUUCUGACGUUCUAGACGUCACCAGACAUUUCUGGGUUAUUCCAUGACAUCUACGGGACUGUCGUUACAAUAUUUUUAUAUUUUAAUAUUUUCAUAUUUUAUUAAGUUAAUAUAAUAUUAGGUAUUAUUAUUAAGGCACAUAUAUCACAAUUAUUCUUUCGAAACAUGUUUCAUUAAUUCUUUACCAUUUUAAACGAUUUUCUUUGGUUUAUAUCAGUUUAAAAUCGAUUACAAAAUUCUUUCAUGACAUAGGAAUUGAAACAACAAAAUAGUUUUUAAUUUUAUAUUGUGUCCUAUAAAUAAUAAAAACGUGGUAUUAUAACAAGUUCUUUUUUUAUACAAGUGUAAUUACUAUAUUGGGUUUUAUUGGCCUUAAAGUAUUAGCUGGGUGAUACAUAUGUGUGUUCCAGAUUUGUUGUAUCAUAAGUAUAAAUCAUUUAUUUAUAAGUAAUUUGUUAAGUGUAUUUUGAAAAUAUGAUAAGGAGAGAUUAAUAUAUAUAGUUAUAAGACUA